This is a messenger RNA of Hevea brasiliensis (rubber tree), 2290 nucleotides long. RefSeq names its product protein LIFEGUARD 2. The transcript is spliced from 4 exons. The coding region runs from base 1384 to 2100 and encodes 238 amino acids. NCBI's taxonomy places the organism in Eukaryota, Viridiplantae, Streptophyta, Magnoliopsida, Malpighiales, Euphorbiaceae. The record is from RefSeq and is a predicted model, not a curated record. Gene Ontology annotation, cellular component: membrane.
CAGUGACUUGAACUAGAAUUCGUGCAUUUUCUUGCAAAUAAGAAGAAUAAUCAUGGUUUGUUACACGGAAUAAAGAAUCCAAGAAGCAAUCGCCAAUCGCUUACUGGGAUAAGUAAUGAAGUUCAACGGCUUAGCCUUUCGGCUUCGUUACUUCAAUUUCAGUCCGUCUAUUAUUAUUAUUACUAUUAUUUUCCUAUUUUGUGCAUGGAGAUUAGGAGAUGAGUUUCUCUAAUCAAAUGCAACAGCCGAUUUAUUUUUGCCUUAGUAGCCAUUUUUCCCCCUAACAUUAAUGCCUUUUUUUUUUUUUUUAAAGAUAUAAUAGAUUUUAGAAAGGUCUGAGGGCCAGUAAAAGCAACCCAAAGCAUAUAAACUAAAAAGCAACCCAACCCAUUACAACAAAUCGUUGGAGACCCAACUAAAACCAAACCCAACCCUAUCUCAAGACACGACCCACAUGAGAGGAAGAACCGAUUCCCAGCAGAUGCAGCGCUGCAUCUCCGCAGCCGAAACCCAGGCAGACAUCCCAGAGAAGACGAGGCAAACGGGUGAGAGGAAAAACUGACGUCAAGACUUACUUAACGGUCGAUUCCUUCCAUAACACUUUCUCAGGAGGUCGAGUUGCUAGAAUGACCUUAAGAGCACCGAGAAACACACAACCUAGUUUAGAGCGUGAUCUGAACAAGGGACACUAACGGGUGGCAAGACAGAGCUCUCUUAACCCCUGUGGGUUAUGGCCAUUGAGAGACUGGUUGCCGUGAGGAGGGCGACCCACUUAACUGGACAAGGAAGGGAAGUCCCCUGCCCAGAUGGGCCAGGGUAGACCGCUUGACGGCAAAGCAAAGGAGGCCGAGUGCCUGAGGGAGAGGAAGCAAUUUCAGAUGAAAAUCUCUCUAUAACCAGUAGAGAGAGAGUGGCUACAGAAUUAGGUUCUCCCUAAUAUUAAUGCUGAGUUGGGUACAAAAAAAAUCUUAAGAAUUAUUUAACAUAACAUGUUAUGAACCCCUAGAUACUAGCUAGUGGCUCACAGUGAGAGUGAGCCAUUGCUCGCAUCCCAAGUCAAAAAGAGAAAGAAGCAAAAGCACAGGUGUUCGGUGUUCCAAUUCUUGAGCGGUAGGUUUUUAAUUUUUGGCGGAACAGGCGAGGGAUUUAAAGAAGGGAGGUUUCAGCAAUUGUAUUAAUAAAAUUCCAUUCAAUUCUUCAUGAGUAGGGUGGUCUCAGAUUAGGCUAAUAGAGUUGGCCUUCACUUAAUAACGUUUUAGACUUUUUUCGUAGGAGUAUAAACCCCAAGGAUUAAAGCGAGAAUGUCUUUAAAUUAAAGUCAAUUUUCCUUACUUCCCAAUAAGGGGAAAUGCCCAAAUAUUGAAAUCCAAAAACUCUUUGAAAAUGUGUCUGCAGCCUCAAGAGUGUAGAGAUGUGGAGGCGGGGGAAUCUGCAGCAAUGUUGGAAAGUCCUGACCUCCAGCAGGUAUUCAUUUGCAAAGUCUACUUGAUCGUAGCCAUUCAAUUGCUCCUGACAAUUAUUGGGGCGGCCACAGUAAUCAUGUCAAUUCAUUCCUUGGUCUACUUUAUUGUGAGUAGUAAUGCUGGAUUACCUUUCUACUUAGGCAUCAGCAUAACGGCAAUCACAGCAUUGUGUCUGUUGUGCUGCUCCGACUUGGCCAGUUAUCUUCUCUUUUGGGUAUUGACCACUGCUUUCGGGUUUUUGGUUGGAUUGACAUGUGCAGUUGCCAGUGGGGACGUUAUUCUUCAAAGUGCGAUUCUGGCAACUGCGAUGGUUGUGAAUCUUACUCUGUACACAUUCUGGGCAGCAAGCAGAGGCCAUGAUUUUGACUUCCUACGCCCCUUCUUGUUCGUUGCCAUUGCCAUAGUUGUGGUGUUUGGUUUGGUACAGAUUGUUUUUCCAAUGGAUAGAAUAUUUGUCAUGAUGUAUGGGUGCUUUGGUUCAAUCACAUUCUGCUGCUACAUUGUGUGCGUCACAGACAGCCUAAUUAUUAAGAGCUACUCUUAUGACAAAUACAUUUGGGCCGCAGUGUCUUUGUACGUGGACAUCAUUAAUCUCUUCCUCUUGCUGCUCACCGUCUUCAAAGCCUCUCAUUACUAAGAUCACUCUUCAGUUGUUGUGCCUCUUUGAUGUGUGCUACUGGAUCAAAAUCGUUUCAAUUCAAUGUCAUAAAAUUCCGACCUCAUCAUCAUAUUGAUAAGUCCAGUACAUUUCAACAAUUCACUUUGUGUAUGUUUGCCAGACAAUAAUGUAACAAAAUGCCGUGAAAUGAAUUUUAUGUUCACUGUUC